Messenger RNA from Staurois parvus, 1701 nucleotides. NCBI's taxonomy places the organism in Eukaryota, Metazoa, Chordata, Amphibia, Anura, Ranidae. The record is from the annotation of a GenBank genome assembly.
AUGGAUGGUGGACUUCCCAGUGUGGAGAGACCAUGGGAUCCCUCUGACUCUGAGCAACCCCGUGCUUUGGGGGAUGGGGCCGGGGUUCAGGAAGAAAAUAAUUUUUGUUGUCCUGGAUGUGGGGAAAGUUUUCACAAUCAACUAUGUUUUUUUGUAGAUCAAAGAGAUCACAAGGGUGAGAAGCCGCAACCCUGCCUUGAGUGCGGGAAAUGUUUUUCAGAUAAGAGCAGUAGUUCCACGCAUCAGACAUUACACACAGGCAGGAAGUCAUAUUCCUGUCCUGAGUGUGGAAAAAGUUUUACACACAAAUCAGACCUUGUUAUACAUCAGAGAUCUCACACAGGUGAGAAGCCGUAUUCCUGCCCUGAGUGUGGGAAAUGUUUUUCACAGAAGUCCGUACUUAACAGACAUCGGAGAAUCCACACAGGUGAGAGGCAGUAUUCCUGUCUUGAGUGUGGGAAAUCUUUUUCGUGGAAAUCCAAUCUUAUUGAACAUCAGAUAUGCCACUCGCAGGAAAAGCUAUUUUCCUGCCCUGAGUGCGGGAAAUGCUUUUCAAGGAAAUCUGCACUUGUCAGACAUAAAAAAUCUCACACAGGUGAGAAGCCGUACUCCUGUUCUGCGUGCGGGAAAUGUUUUUCUGAAAGGAGCAGCUUUACCAGACAUCGGAGAUUACACAUGGACAAAAAGCCACAUUCCUGCCCUGAGUGUGGAAAAGGUUAUUCACAUAAAUCAGACCUCGUUAUACACCAAAGAUCUCACACGGGGGAGAAACCAUAUUCCUGCCCUGAGUGCGGGAAAUGUUUUUCACAGAAGUUCAUUCUUACCAGACAUCAGAGGUCGCACAUGGAUGAGAAGCCGUAUUCCUGUCCUGAGUGUGGAAAAUGUUUUUCGUGGAAAUCAAAUCUUAUUGAACAUCAGAUAUGCCAUACGCGGGAAAAGCUCUUUCCCUGCCCUGAGUGCGGAAAAUGUUUUCCAAGGAAGUCAGCACUUGUCAGACAUCAAAAAUUUCAUGCCGGGGACAGGCCAUAUUCCUGUCCAGAGUGCACAAAAUGUUACUCACAGAAAUCAGACCUAAUUGUACAUCAAAGAUCUCACACGGGGGAGAAGCCGUAUUGCUGCCCUGAGUGUGGGAAAUGUUUUUCACUGAAGUCUUGUCUUACCAAACAUCAGAGAACCCACACAACCCUCGAGGUGUCCCGAGUGCGGUGUGGGAAAAGUUUUAGCUCACAGGCCCAUCUUUCAAGACAUCAGACAUCUCACAUGGACGAAAAGCCAUAUCUCUGCCCUGAGUGCGGGAAAUGUUAUCAACAGAAAUCAGAACUUGUUAUACAUGAAAGAUCUCACACAGGGGAAAGGCCGUAUUCCUGCCUUAAGUGUGGGAAAUGUUAUUCACGGAAAACAGAUCUUGUUAGACAUCAGAGAUCUCACACAGGAGAAAAGCCAUAUUCCUGCCCCGAGUGCGGAAAAUGUUUUACAUCAAAAUCAGAUCUUGGUAGACAUCAAAGAUGUCACACAGGAGAGAAGCCGUAUUCCUGCCCCGAGUGUGGAAAAUGUUUUUCACAGAGCCCCAUUCUUACCAGACAUCUUAGAUUGCACACAGGGGAGAAGCCGUUUUCCUGCCCUGAUUGUGGAAAAGGUUUCUCACAAAAGUGUUAUCUUACCAAACAUCAGAGAUCCCACACAACCCUCGAGGUGUAUUAG